ACCAGGUCACUCGCGUCACAUCUGUGUCGGUGCUGGGCGCGCUCCCCGCCGGGGACGGACGGUUGGUGCAACUGGAAAGCGAGGCGUUUUGUUUUCUCCCGUGCUCCCCCUCCCGGGGAAGGGGCAACGAGAAAUCGAACCCACACGCAACGCGACGCCUCCACCCGCUCGCCUAGUCCAGAAUCCAGAUCCAGCGCCCGCAUCUCUCUCUCUCGCGCGCGCGCGCGAGCGCGAUGAGCUGCCGCGACGGGCGAUCGUGCUAGCGGUAACAGCGAGCGGUGCGCGAGGGCGGAGUGGGAGUGUGGAUCCGAGGGGCGGCAAAUCUGGCAGGCGCCGCGGUGGGGCUGCGGGCGCGGGGGAGGGCGGGGGGCUGGGCGGACGGCGGGGAGGGAGGGGAGGACUGCGGUAGGCUCAGGCCCUGGCGCAGGAGGCUGCUCGCGUCCAUGGCGCUCUCGUGGUCCUCGGCCCUCCGCCUCGCCGUCGCCGCCGUCCUGCUCGUCGCCGUCGUCGUCGCGCUCUUCACUCUCCCCAUCGAGAAGGAACUACUUGCAUCCAGCUCACGGCAUUACCUGCCCUGGUAGCUUUCAUCUUGACUGAGAGAAUUUUUCUCUGUAUACAAUGUGCUAUGGGAGCAUGGGUCUAUGGGAAAUAUAAGAAACUAUUCAGAGUCAGGAGAGUUUGAUCUGAUCCAAGUUGAGUGCCAUGUUUAUUUUGAAGGACUUUCUGGUUUGGAUCAAGGAGAAUUUGGGUCCAUGGGGUCCUUUGGUGUUGGCCCUCGCUUACAUCCCUCUGACAGUCUUAGCUGUUCCAGCAUCAAUUCUUACACUUGGAGGGGGCUAUCUAUUUGGCUUGCCAGUGGGGUUUGUUGCUGAUUCCAUUGGAGCAGCAAUUGGUGCGACUGCUGCAUUUCUGCUUGGCAGGACGAUUGGGAGGUCUUAUGUUCUCUCCAAAUGCAAAGAUUACCCUAAGUUUCAAGCAGUAGCUAUUGCCAUCCAAAGAUCUGGCUUCAAGAUCGUGUUGCUACUAAGGCUUGUACCUUUACUUCCGUUCAACAUGUUGAACUACCUGUUAUCUGUCACUCCUGUUGGUGUUGGAGAAUACAUGCUGGCUUCUUGGUUGGGAAUGAUGCCAAUCACUCUUGCUCUGGUGUACGUUGGAACAACACUAAAAGAUCUAUCAGAUGUGACACAUGGGUGGAGUGAGAUCUCGACUACUCGACGGAUUCUGAUAAUAUCUGGUUUUGUAUUAUCUGUGGUCUUGAUUAUCUGCGUCACAAAAAUUGCAAAAUCAUCUCUGGAGAAGGCAUUGGCUGAGAAUGGAGAGCUCCAUGUAGGAACAUCGCAGCUUCCAGGUGUAACCUCUCCCUUGGAUCUGCAACAACCUCUUGUAAUCAAGAUUGACACAUCAAAUGAAGACCACGAGAAGUAAAAGUGUUGUGUUUACAAUCUCAGAUGUAAAUUCUUUGGUUGUUGAGUCGGUAGACUGUAUAUACACCCAUACUCUGGUGAGGCCCGUAAAUGGGUAAAAAAGACAUCAUCCCCCCUUCCAAAAAAGGGAAUGAAGUUUAGUUUACUGAUAGGUUAUAGUAAUACGAUAUGCGCUUUGUUUCA
Messenger RNA from Zea mays, 1610 nucleotides. RefSeq lists its product as uncharacterized. Bases 703 to 1428 code for a protein of 241 amino acids. The transcript has 11 exons. Gene Ontology annotation, cellular component: membrane. The record is from RefSeq and is a predicted model, not a curated record. Lineage: Eukaryota; Viridiplantae; Streptophyta; Magnoliopsida; Poales; Poaceae.